CAUUCCUUUUUCUUUCUCUCUUCAGAAAUCACUUUUUUUAAACUCCCAAAACGGCCCCCAAUAAAAAAACCCACCUUCUAUUCUUCCUCUUCCUCCUCUUCUUCGUCGUCUUCUUAACCAUGGCCACUGUCUCGUCCGAAUACCUGGCCCUCGGCCAGUCCUUCCAGAACCUGCGCUCCAUCAAGGGCCACUGGGACGGAGGAGAAGCCAACCCGGCUGUUGAUAACUUCAACGGCGAGAAGCACCAAACCCUGCAGAAACUGGGCGAGUACUUUGGCAAACCUGGGACAUCUGCCGCAGAUAUUCUGGCGACCAUGGGCCAGCCCGACGAGAUGAAGCAGACCAUGGACGAGGCCUUCCAGGCGUCAUUGAUGCCUGGCCCUAUGAUCGGAGGUACGGACGCGAGCGUUGGUGCUGCAAAUGCGACGGUGAUGUAUUUUAUCUACAAGUGGAGGGGUAACCACGACUAUCUCUGGUUCAAGAUUGAUGCUGUCAAGGAGCAGGUCAUUGAAAGCUCGUGGUAUCACGCGUACGAGUAA
Gamsiella multidivaricata is the source of this 539-nucleotide messenger RNA. RefSeq lists its product as uncharacterized. Bases 120 to 539 code for a protein of 139 amino acids. The transcript has 3 exons. Lineage: Eukaryota; Fungi; Mortierellomycota; Mortierellomycetes; Mortierellales; Mortierellaceae. The record is from RefSeq and is a predicted model, not a curated record.